Messenger RNA from Colletotrichum navitas, 1969 nucleotides. RefSeq lists its product as uncharacterized. Gene Ontology annotation, molecular function: NADP binding; N,N-dimethylaniline monooxygenase activity; flavin adenine dinucleotide binding. The coding region runs from base 486 to 1964 and encodes 492 amino acids. The transcript has a single exon. The record is from RefSeq and is a predicted model, not a curated record. NCBI's taxonomy places the organism in Eukaryota, Fungi, Ascomycota, Sordariomycetes, Glomerellales, Glomerellaceae.
CGACGAUCAGCCGAGGCAAUCGUGGAGCUUCGCGUUGUGUAGGACAGUGUGUGGCAAGUGUGUCUAGGAUGUGCACGCUUCGCUGGUCGGAUUCGCUGCCGGACCACGGGCCUGAAGCGAGUGCGAUGCCCCAUGCAUACAUAGUGUACCAAGACGAAAGAAGCGACGAUCGCGUUUCGAAGUUUCGUCCCAUAUCGGCAAACAACCUCGGCAAGCUUAUACUGAGACCUGAAAUAGAAAACUCAAACGCAAGUGUCCUCGGCUCGCAUUGGUUGAGGGGAUUUAACGUUCCGAAUCCGAAGGUGCGUAAAGACGGGUAUGAAUAGUUUAACGGUUUGCAGCACAUGCCAUUAUAUUAAUGAUGAUUCGAAUAAAGGCACGGUGCCCCGCGCGUGCUUUUUAGAGCUGUCAAAUUGUUGUUUGCUUAUCUUUACAUCGAGUUUACCAUAAGGACGCACACAAGCGGCAUCCUCCUCAUCUCUAUCAUGGGCUCAAUCUCGAACACCGGUCCGUCUGCUGCCGACGAGACAUUUGACUACAUCAUCGUGGGCGCAGGCCUUUCCGGCAUCAACACAGCAUACUAUCUACAGACAAAUGGGCCGCCAAAUGCCACAUACGCUAUUAUGGAAGGACGAUCCCGCUUGGGAGGGACAUGGGAUCUAUUUCGGUAUCCCGGUAUCCGAUCCGACUCCGAUAUCUACACAUUCGGGUUCUCAUGGAAUCCGUGGAAAGGCGAUAAGCCACUAGCUGAAGGCCCUGAUAUCUGUUCGUACCUAGCGAAAUCGGCAUCGAUGCAUGGCAUCGACAGACACAUCCGGUACCAACACCGGGUCGUCUCCGCGGAUUGGGACUCGGACACUUCCAGGUGGGUGCUGCAAGUCACGACGGGUGACGAGAAGAUCAAGACAUUUUCGGCUCGCUUCGUCGUUCUGGGCACCGGAUAUUACGACUACAAAGAACCCUUGGCUGCGGAGAUACCCGGCAUCCAGGACUUCAAGGGCCAAGUCAUCCACCCCCAGUUCUGGCCGGAAGACCUUGACUAUCGCAACAAGAACAUUGUCAUCGUCGGGAGCGGCGCCACCGCGAUCACUUUGCUACCCAAUAUCGCCACAGAUGCAGCCCAUGUCACCAUGCUCCAGAGAAGCCCGGGAUACAUUUUCAGCAUGCCGUCCCGGAGGGGGCUGUUGUCCAAGUUCUUCAUGUCUGUCUUGCCGCGAAGCUUCACGGCCCGAUUUCUCCGGAUACAGUAUUUCAUCUUGAGCACCCUCCUCUACUACUAUUGCCGGCAGUUUCCAAAAGCCGCUCGACGACUCCUGGUGGGCGCCGCAAAGAUGCAGCUUCCGCCAAACGUGCCUGUCGACCCGCACUUCAAACCCCGUUACAACCCCUGGGACCAGCGGCUGUGCGUGUGUCCCGACGCCGACUUCUACGCCGCCUUGCGGUCAGGGAAAUCCGACGUGGUCACGGACGCCAUCGACAGGGUGACGGACUCGGAGAUCGUUCUGAAAGGCGGAGCGACCCUGAGGCCCGACAUCAUCAUCACGGCGACGGGGCUGAGGAUACGCUUCGCCGGCUCCAUCUCGAUAUCCGUCGACGGCGUCCCCGUGGACGUGAGCACAAAGUACUCCUACAAGGCCUGCAUGCUGCAGGAUGUCCCAAACAUGGCAUAUGUUUUUGGGUACGCUAACGCCUCCUGGACGUUGGGCGCUGAGGCGACCAGCUCGUACCUGGUCAGGUUGUGGCGAGCCAUGGACGCGAAGGGGGUGAGAUCGGUGACGCCGCAGCCCGAGAACCUCAAUAUGAAGCGGCACGUGGCGGUGAAUCUCAACUCUACCUACUUGCAGAAUGCUAUGAAGGUGUUUCCCAGGUUCGGGACGGGUAUCUGGGCACCGAGGACAAAUUACCUCGUGGAUUUGUGGAAAGCGACGAUGGGCGACGUGUUUAGGGGAUUGCAGGUGCGUUGAGGAAC